AUGAGCAAGGCAGGAGGAGGCGGAGCGGGAUCCGCGCUAGGUCGAGCGGCCAUGGGAUCAGCAGCGGCCGGCCUGGCCGUGCAGCGACAGCGAGCCUUGCAGCAGCGCGUGGACGCUGACAUCAUCAGCAUGGUGGAGAAUUUCACCAACAUGAUCAAAGCGGCCAAGGCAGGCUCAUCUUCCUUCUCCCAAAUAUCCCCCCACCUCUCCUCUCCCCCUUUCCCUCCCCCCUAUCUCUCCCCCCCCCCCCCCUCCAUCCCCCCCUUCCCUCCCUCUCCCCCUCCACAAUCCUUUCCCCUCCCCUGCGACGCUCUCCCCCGUGCGCCUCGUUUGUCUCCCCCUCAGAUCAACGAUCCUGUUCGCAACGCCCAAGAGGCGUACCAGAUUGAAGUGCACUCCGCCAAGCUGGUGGGUGAUGGUGGUGGUGGUGGUGGUGGUGGUGGUGGUGGUGGUGGUGGUGGUGGUGGUGGUGGUGGUGGUGGUGGUGGUGGUGGUGGUGGUGGUGGUGGUGGUGGUGGUGGUGGUGGUGGUGGUGGUGGUGGUGGUGGUGGUGGUGGUGGUGGUGGUGGUGGUGGUGGUGGUGGUGGUGGUGGUGGUGGUGGUGGUGGUGGUGGUGGUGGUGGUGGUGGUGGUGGUGAUGACUGGUGA
Molecule: messenger RNA, 648 nt
Organism: Closterium sp. Naga37s-1
Lineage: Eukaryota; Viridiplantae; Streptophyta; Zygnematophyceae; Desmidiales; Closteriaceae
Source: the annotation of a GenBank genome assembly